This is a messenger RNA of Monascus purpureus, 2512 nucleotides long. The record is from the annotation of a GenBank genome assembly. NCBI's taxonomy places the organism in Eukaryota, Fungi, Ascomycota, Eurotiomycetes, Eurotiales, Aspergillaceae.
CUAAGAUUCCCUUUUCCUUGGUUUCUCGGUGGGAUUUUCGUUGCCAAGAAGCACUUAUUGAUACUGCAUGUGCUCGAGGCCAAUCGUCAGGCAUUUUCUCCUGCUGGACACGAGGAGGAAGAUUCCUCUUGUCAUGUGGGCUCCGGCUGUGCGCCGAUGGUGACCAUGGGUGGCAUGUCCAUGGCUGCUUCGACUACUAUUACCAUGUCCACCCCCAGCUGUUGUUCUGCCUGCGGGCUGUGUCUUCUUUUUCUCUGCAUCUGGGAGCUCUGUCCGGCGGCAUCAUGAAGCUCUCUGCCUUGCUGCGCAGUGCCGUGCUGGCGACGCCGUUGUUCCAUGUCUGCCACGCAAAGACCGUCACCUACGACUUCAAUGUCUCCUGGGUCACCGCCAAUCCCGAUGGGCUGCAGGAGCGGCAGGUCAUCGGUGUCAAUGGGCAAUGGCCGCUGCCCGUCAUCGAGGUGGACAAGGGCGACCGGCUGGUGGUCAACAUGUACAACGGGCUGGGCGACAAGAACACCUCGAUCCACUUCCACGGCAUGUUUCAGAACGCCACGAAUGCCAUGGACGGACCGUCGAUGAUCACGCAGUGUCCGAUCCCUCCUGGCGCGUCGAUGACCUACAACUUCACCGUCAACCAGAACGGCACCUACUGGUACCACUGCCAUACCGACUACUGCUACCCCGACGGGUAUCGCCAGGCACUGAUCGUCCACGACAAGGAUGCCUACUUCAACGACAUGUACGACGAGGACAUCUUCGUCACCAUGACUGACUGGUACCACAAGCUGGAUAAGGACAUCGCGCCGACCUUCAUGUCGCUAUUUAAUCCCAGCGGCGCCGAACCCAUCCCGAACGCCUUCCUGUUCAACAACACCGUCAACACGUCCAUCCCCGUCAAGCCGGGAACCACGUACCUGCUGCGCCUGAUCAAUAUCGGGGCCUUUGUGACGCAGUACUUCUACAUCGAGGAGCACACCUUCAAGAUCGUCGAGAUCGACGGCGUCUACACGGAGCCCGCCGAGGCGGAGAUGCUGUACAUCGCGCCCGCCCAGCGCUACACGGUGCUGCUGACCACGAAGAACGAAACCGACCGCAAUUAUCCCAUCGUCACCGUCGCCGACUCGCAGCUGCUGGACACCAUACCGUCCGACCUUCGGCUGAACCUGACCAACUGGCUGGAGUACAACCCCAGCGCGGACAAACCACAGGCGGUCAUGCCGGUCGACACCUCGUCGGAUCUCGAUCCCUUCGACGACAUCGCCCUCGUGCCCUACGACCAUAUGCCUCUCCUGCCGGCGCCCGACCUCGUCAUCAACGUGACGGUGUACAUGAACAACCUGAACAACGGCAAGGGCUAUGCCUUCCUGAACAACAUCUCCUACACGGCACCCCAGGUGCCCACGCUGUACACAGUGCUGUCUGCGGGCGACCAGGCCACGGACCCCCGGGUGUACGGCGAAUUCACCCACUCGCAGGUCCUCAACCACAACGACGUCGUGGAGCUGGUCCUGAACAACGCCGACUCGGGUGCCCACCCGUUCCACCUGCACGGCCACAACUUCCAGGUCAUCGACCGCUACCCGGGUUACGGUGCGGACUUCUUCAGCCUCGCGGACAACACCGAUCCGCUCCUCUAUGACCCCAACAACCACACUGCCUUCCCGACGUAUCCCGCGCGGCGCGAUACCUUCGUCCUGCCACCCAUGGGCUACUACGUGAUCCGCUUCGUCGCCGACAACCCGGGUGUCUGGAUCUUCCACUGCCACAUCGACUGGCACCUGGCACAGGGGCUGGGUAUGCUUAUGGUCGAAGCCCCGCAGCAGAUCCAGGAGCGCGUCUCGGUGCCCGAGCAGCACUACGAGGUCUGCAGGGCCGCCGGCGUGGCCUAUGAAGGCAAUGCGGCCGGCAACACGCAGGAUCUACUGGACAUGAAGGGCCAAAAUAAACAGCCCGGUUGGCUGCCCGGUGGCUUCACCGCGCGGGGGAUUGUGGCGCUGGUGUUCUCGAUCAUCUCCGCGUUUGCGGGCAUGGGGUUCAUUGCCGUCUAUGGCAUUUCAGAUCUCAAGUUCACCUCGGAAACGUCGGGGUUGGAUGAGGAGACGGAUGGGAGCAGGAGCCCUGCGGACGGUACUGCGGAGGGAGUUACUACGGAGACACCACGGUAUCACGAUUGAUCCUGCCGUACACGGGGAGUGAUGGGAACUGUAUUGAUCCCUGUUUUGCUGAUUCAGAGCUUGUCUUAAUGCAAUUAUCCGGAUUGAUUCCCACUGCGAUAUGUAAUAUGAUCUAUGGCAUCCUUCUGCACAUUCUAUCUAGCAGUCUUCCUCGGUUGGACCAUCUUUUUUCUCCCCUUAGUCAGCGCCUCAACCCUAACUAACUGCAGUCUUGCCUUGCCUUCUGUGCUAGUUGCUCAUGGAUCUGUAUCCACUCCAUCUGACCCGUUCCUGCAAAUACGCAUGAUGGGCGGUCUAAACAAUUAGAAAACGAUUCGCAAUUGAUUAUAAACCAG